CGGCUGCGGAGCGCGGCGGCUGCGGGCCCGGGGGCGCGGGGGUGUCGUGCGGCGGUGGCGGCGCCGGCGCGGUGGGCGUGCGCGCGCGGGGGUGGGCCGUGGCGGCGCGCGUGCAACGCCAGCUGGAGAGUCGGCCGCCGCCAUCCGCGUGGGCAGCUCCGUGUCGUCGCUCAUCACGGGCGCCGCGGCGCAGCAUCGUCACAGAGCUGGCGCGACGACAUCCGACGCCCUACACAGCAACUUGAAGAGUUCCGCUGGAAGACGUGGACAUCAGCGAGGCGGAGGAGCGCGAGCGCGCGUGUGGGGACGGCGCGGCGCCGCUGCCGUGGCCCCGGCGCCCCAUGGGCCCGGCCGCCGCCGCGUCGCCACCCGCCCCGCCAACCCGGGGGCACGCGUCGCACGGCCCCCGGCGGGCACGCGCGCGGACGGCAACCACUACGAGAGCUUCCUGGAGGCGACGGGACUGAGCCAGAAGCCGCUGCUGAGCCUCGCGCAUGCUCAGCAACCACCGCAGCGUGCUCAAGCCAGGAACGUGAAGCUGCGCAGCCGCGCGGCGCGGGCCGCGGCCGGCACCCCCGCGGGGCCCCCCGACCGCCCCGCCCCUGUCGUGCGCUACUGGGUGGAGCCCUU
Messenger RNA from Gryllus bimaculatus (two-spotted cricket), 630 nucleotides. The record is from the annotation of a GenBank genome assembly. NCBI's taxonomy places the organism in Eukaryota, Metazoa, Arthropoda, Insecta, Orthoptera, Gryllidae.